GGGCAGGGGGAGGCUGGGGGGAUGUCUACCUGCCUGCCGUCUGGCGGGGGAAGGGUUAACAACCAUCGAGCUGGCAGCCGCUGCGGUGCAGAGCGGAGCCGGGGCUGGGGAAGGAGAGACCGAGAGAGGGGCCCGGGCACCUUCCUGCGCCCAGCCCGGCGUGUGCACCGUAGGAUUUUCUGUUGUGAGCUCCUGCGGAUGUGACCACAGUCGGGCCUGGAGGAAAGGACAACACCGAAGAGAAACCAGGAAGCAGGGAAGAAAGAAGGGGAUCCCUGAAGCUGCCUGGGAGGAGCCAAAGGGAACAGUCCUGGUAGCGAAGCCAGGCUGCACACAGUAUUCUUGUCAGCAAGUUAAAGAAGUAUGGGCUGGAUGAAUGCACUAUAAGGCUCGUUGGAGGAUUGGCCACGCCCAUAACCCCAGGCUGCUGGAGCCCCGCACCGGCCACGCCCAUGGGUGAGAAGGCCAACACGUGCCCGUACUGUGGCAAGGGCUUCCGGCGCAGCUCCCACCUGACCCGGCAUCUGGGCACCCACUCAGGCGGAGAGCAGCGCUCCUAUUCCUGCAGCCACCGUGGCAAGGGCCCGGCCCUGGCUCCGCCGCCGGUGGGCGAGCGCCCCUUCACCUGCACCCACUGCGGGAAAGCCUUUGGGCGCAGCGCCCACCUGGCCCGGCACCAGGAGACCCACUCCGGCGAACGCCCCUACAAGUGCACCUACUGCGGGAAAGCCUUCGGGCGCAACGCCCACCUGACCCGGCACCAUGGCACCCAUACUGGCGAGCGUCCCUACCAGUGCGGCAUAUGUGGCAGGGCCUUCACCCGCGACGCCCACUUGACCCGGCACCAGCUCGUCCACACCGGCGAGAAGCCAUUCCAGUGUGGCGUCUGUGGCAAAGCCUUCACCCGCAGCGCCCACCUGGCCCGGCACCAGGGCACCCACACGGGCGAGAAGCCCUUUGAGUGCGGGGUCUGCGGCAAAGCCUUCACCCGCGACGCCCACUUGGCCCGACACCGGGCCACUCACACCGGCGAGCGCCCCUACAAGUGCGCCGACUGCGGGAAGGGCUUCGGAGCCACCUCCCACCUCCUCCGCCACCAGAGGACCCACCAGGAGUAGCUGCCCUGGCGUGGAGCGUGGGAACCAAGGGGCAGUGGUUCCCACACCCCCCAGUGCCCUCCUCCAUCAUCGGACGAGAGGACAUGGGAAUCGGGGGUACCAGUUCCCACACUGCCACCUUGUGGGGUGUCUCUCCCGUAUGGGGAACUGAGGGGGUGUCAGCUGUCACGCCCGCUCCUGCUGGGGCACUCCUCACCCAUGGGGGGUGUGGAACUCAGGGAGUGCCAGCUCCUAUGCCACCUCUUCCCAGAGUGCUCCAUCUUCCGGGGAGGGCGUGGGAACCAAGGGGGCACCAAUUCCCACACUGCCACCCUCUGGGGUGCUCGUCCCCUGGAGGGAGAGCUGGUGCCCCUGCUGACACACACUGACAUGCUCCUACCCCCCUGGGCUAGGGUUGGGAACCGAGAGGGGGGCAGCAUUCCCUGUGCCCACAUCCAAGCUGCUGCAACGACCGUACAGGAGGAUCUGACCCAGAGUUGGGUUCCGGGCAUCCUUGGGGCGUGGAUGGUAAUGUGGGCCCCCUGGGGAGCACACAGUAUCACCGGCCCCGCAGCCAGAUUGCCCUGCGAACGGACGAUGAUCCAGCCCUAUCUAAAACCUCGUCCGGACAGAGAGAUUGACUGAAACUGCAGCCCCAGGUGGGUGCACUCUUCCGAGGGAAAAGGGACUCAAUCCCAGGACAAUCACUCUGCCCCCAAAGCAACCCCCCUGCCCAGCCCUGGUGGCAGGCUCAGAUGCCUUCUGCUCUGCCAGGCCAGUCACAGGCGCUAGCCCCCUCAGCCCUUGCCAGGCUUGGCCUCACCCCUUCCCAGCAGGGCGAGCCAGCCCCAGGGUGCUGGCCCUUAGAGGAGCAGGCCAGCCUGGUCCAGGGAGUGAAUCCAGAAUAGCUCUGUCAGACGGCACUAGCCAGCGUGGAGAAGUUAGUCUGGAACAGCCAGGCCAGGCUGCUUCCCUCAGUGUAGACAUGGUGUGAGAGCGCGCACAGGCAGCGUGCCAAGACAAGAACAGCGUGUGUGUGUGUGAGAGAGAAACCUUUUGUGCCUCUGUGUGUGUGUGUGUGUGUGAGAGAGAGAGAAACCUCCUUGUGUGUGAGUGUGUGUGUGUGAGAAACCUCCUUGUGUGUCCGUGUGUGUGUGAAACCUCAUGUGGAUGUCCGUCCAUUCAUGUGUGUGAAAUGUCAUGUGUGAAACUUCCUCCCACUUAUCCAUGAGUGCGUGUGCGAUAAACCUCCUUAUGUGUGUAUAUCCGUGUGUGUGUGGAACUCUGCCAGAGGAUGUUGAGAAGGCCAAGACUAUAACAGGGUUAAAAAAAGAGCUAGAUACAUUCAUGGAGGAUAGGUCCAUCAAUGGCUAUUAGCCAGGAUGGGCAGGGAUGGUGUCCUGAGCCUCUGUUUGCCAGAAGCUGGGAAUGGAUGAUGGGAUGGAUCACUUGAUGAUUCCCUGUUCUGUUCGUUCCCUCUGGGGCACCUGGCAUAGAUCACUGUCAGGAGACAGGAUACUGGGCUAGAUGAACCUUUGGUCCGAACCAGCAUGGCCAUUCUUAUGUGUGUGUGAAACCUCCUGGAGUAUGUGUGAGAGACUUCCUGCCAUGUGUGCAGGUGUGAAACCUCCAUGUGUGUGCAUGUGUAUGUGAAGCCGCCUCUCCUGUGUGUGUGAAACUUCCUAUGUGCAUGUGUCUGUAUGAAACCUUGUGUGUGUGUGUGUGUGUGAAACCUCCUCCUGUGUGUGUGUGUGUGAAAUAGGGUUGCCAAUUUUGGCUGGACAUAUUCCUGGAGGUUUCAUCACAUGACAUAAUCUUUAAUUAAAGAUUGAUCUUUAAUUUCUGGAUACUCCAGGACAGUCCUGAAGGGUUGGCAACCCUAGAGUCAAACGUGUGUGUGUGUGUGAGAGAGAGAGAGAGAGCGAAACCUCCUUGUGUGUGUGUGAGAGAGAAUCCUCGUGCGCGUGUGUGAAAGAGAACCCUCCUCCUGCAUGCAUGUGAGAACCCUCCUGUGUGUGCAUGUGAGAGAGAACGCUCCUCGUGCAUGUGUGUGUAUGUGAGAGAGACAGAGAUACAAACAAAGACACGCACAUGUGAGGGAGGAGGUUUUGUUCCCGAACCUUGGAAGAGGGGUGCACUUGCUGUGGGACCAGCAGGUCUCUGUGGGGUUGUCAGAGGAGCACAGAGGCUGCAGGAGGAUAUUUCUGGCCUCUACCCCAUCUCUGCAUGGAGGCUGUGUGCACACUGCACUGUAAACCUGGGUCUGGAGGAGCUGGGCCUGUGCACUCUGUGUGUCCAAGCCCACACCGUCUGCGUUGUAAACCUGAGUUUACAAAUGCUGGCCCCGAUCCCCCAGCUGGGCUAGCAUGUCCACACUGCACUGCGUGGCCCUUCUGCCUUGGGGCUGCAGCUUGAGCUGUAUCCACACUGCAAGAUGCUGGGGCUAAGACCCGUGUUGCAGCAGGACUCGGGCUGGGACCCCCCCCCCCACCCCAGCUUUGGUCAGGCUGGCCCCAGCCAGCAGGGCCCUGGGCCCUGAGUGCUUGCUGAACCAAGUCAGACCAACAUGUGUGUGGACGGCAGGGGGGCCUGGGGCUCAAACCUGAGUCAGAGCCAGGCUUAGUGUGCAGUGUAGACACACCCUGAGGGAGCUGGCCAUUUUCCCUCAGUCAAAAUGGCUGCUCUCUCCUGUUUUGGGGGGGCGGCCACGAAUGAAACCAGCCUGUGCUGUAGAGCGUGCCCCCCUACAACAACCCAUUGAGGGGGCCAGGGGCAGGAAACAAGGGCAAGGGGAUGUGGGGGGCAGAAA
This is a messenger RNA of Caretta caretta (loggerhead turtle), 3906 nucleotides long. RefSeq lists its product as uncharacterized. Gene Ontology annotation, biological process: regulation of transcription by RNA polymerase II. The record is from RefSeq and is a predicted model, not a curated record. NCBI's taxonomy places the organism in Eukaryota, Metazoa, Chordata, Testudines, Cheloniidae. Gene Ontology annotation, molecular function: DNA-binding transcription factor activity, RNA polymerase II-specific; RNA polymerase II cis-regulatory region sequence-specific DNA binding.